Messenger RNA from Sesamum indicum (sesame), 1418 nucleotides. The record is from RefSeq and is a predicted model, not a curated record. Lineage: Eukaryota; Viridiplantae; Streptophyta; Magnoliopsida; Lamiales; Pedaliaceae.
UCUGAAAAAUAUGAAAGACAACAAAUUAUCACUCCCAACCACAUAAGAGCCAUGAUAACCCUAGCUGAUGUCUACCAUGUUAUCAUUGCAAUUAUCCCCCUGUAUGUUGCCAUGAUUGCAGCAUAUCUGUCCAUAAAAUGGUGGAAGCUUUUUACACCAGAUCAAUGCGCCGGCAUCAAUAAAUUUGUUGCAAAUUUUUCAAUUCCCCUUUUAUCCUUCCAGGUGAUCUCAUCAAACAAUCCUUACAGAAUGAACCUGAAACUUGUAUCUGCUGAUUUCCUCCAAAAGCUUCUUGCUCUCAUCGUUCUGGCAGUAAUUGCCAAAUUAAGAUCCAGAGGAAACCUGAGUUGGGUCAUCACAGGUCUUUCUUUGUCAACAUUGCCGAAUACAUUAAUUUUAGGAAUCCCACUAAUAAGGGCUAUGUAUGGGGAAGAAGCGGCAAUACUCCUGGCUCAGAUAGUUGUGUUACAAAGUCUAAUUUGGUACAACCUGCUAUUAAUUCUUUUUGAGAUUGAUGCCACAGAGGAAUCCAUCAAUAUGACAUCACCUUCAGAAGUAACAGGAGAACUGGAGGGCCCACAAGGACCAGAAAGAAUAGAUGGAGACAAGGAAGGUGGAAGAUUCAAAAAUCAGAUGAAAAGAAACAUAAGAAUCAUUCUAUUGACAGUAGGAAAAAAGCUCAUCAGAAAUCCCAAUACUCAUGCCACCUUGGCAGGGCUUAUAUGGGCAAGCAUACACUUCAGGUGGGGAGUAAAAUUGCCUAAAGUAAUUCAAAAUUCAGUAUCACUAUUAUCAGAUGGAGGACUUGGAAUGGCUAUGUUCAGCUUAGGCCUCUUCAUGGCAUCACAAGCCAGAGUGAUAGCAUGUGGUACUCGAAAAGCAGUAUUAGCUAUGGCCAUGAAGUUUCUAGCAGGACCAUUCCUCAUGGCUGUGCCCUCAGUCGCCCUUGGACUAAGAGGAACAUUACUAAAAGUGGCAAUUGUGCAGGCAGCUCUGCCUCAAGGGAUUGUUCCAUUUGUAUUUGCCAAGGAGUAUAAUCUACAUCCAGAUGUACUUAGUACAGGGUACUUGAUACUUUCAGUAACAGUAAUGUCUCAUAGAACUAUAUAUAUAUUAAAAACUCUCCUUUCCUGUCUGUAGGGUUAUAUUUGGUUUGCUCAUAGCAGUUCCAAUUGGAUUAGCAUACUACUUCCUGCUGGGUUUGUAAGACAAGGUAUUGCUGGCAACUCGGACAAUUAUUCAGGAGAUAUAUUACAAACAGCAGCUCAAUGUUGUCAUUGGUAUUAAUACUAUUUUGGUUGAUUGUUGUAACAUAGCUUUAAAGUUGAUUAGCAACCAACAACUAUGCACACAGCAGUACUUAUCUAAUAAGGAGCUGAUAGAAAGCAAAGGAAGGAAUAGGAAAGGAGAUAAACCUG